AUGGGUGAAUUCCAGUUGUACAAAUAUACCCCAACUAUGGCUGGUGCCAUAAUUUAUGGUGUUACCUUCAUCAUAUUAUUGGGAUAUAAUAUUUUCAUUAUUUGCCAAAGUCUCUCAAAAGUCAAUCUCCAUACUGGUGGGUUACGCUCAUAUAACAAGAAAGAUGAAUCCCUCUUAUCUUUAUCACAGAAUCAGGUUUCGUGUUUCAAGAAACAGAUUCUUCCUAUGUUUAUCCCAAUGAUGAUUGGUAUCUUGAUGGAGGCUGUUGGUUAUUUUGCUAGAGCUCUGUCUCAUGGAAAUAAACAAUUGUUGACUCCCUACAUUAUACAGUCUAUCCUUUUAUUGAUCGCUCCUUCUUUUAUUGCCGCUACUAUCUACAUGAUAUUUGGCAGAAUGAUGAGACACUUGAAUGCUUCAGACUACUCAAUUAUUAAAUUCAAGUACCAAACAACUUUUUUUGUUAUUGGGGACGUUUUCAGUUUUUUUGUCCAAUCAGCCGGUGGUGGAAUGAUGUCUCAAAGUGGGAAUCAGGAUCUUGGGCCAAAAAUUGUUAUUGCUGGUUUAAUCAUACAAUUGAUUUUCCUUUUUUUCUUUAUUCUAUCGGAAAUUAAGUUCACGUAUUUGAUCAACAAAAUACCUACGACUGCUAGUUAUGGGAGCACCAAAACCAGCACCAUGGGUAUUUUCCAGCGUAAUUGGAACAAUUUAAAUGCCACUUUGAUAAUCACAAGCAUUUUGAUUGUCGUUAGAUGUAUUGUCAGAGUUGUUGAGUUUGGACAAGGUUUCGAUGGAUUCAUUAUUUCACACGAAGCUUUUAUUUACUUGCUCGAUGGAUUAUUGAUGAUAAUGGUAUCCUCCCUCUUGAUAUGUGUGAGACCAGAGCUGGUAAUGCUUGAAUUAAUGAAUCAUGAAUAA
Molecule: messenger RNA, 915 nt
Organism: Saccharomycopsis crataegensis
Lineage: Eukaryota; Fungi; Ascomycota; Saccharomycetes; Ascoideales; Saccharomycopsidaceae
Product: RTA1 domain-containing protein
Exons: 1
Coding region: 1-915 (304 amino acids)
Cellular component (GO): membrane
Source: RefSeq, a predicted model, not a curated record